Molecule: messenger RNA, 483 nt
Organism: Pedinophyceae sp. YPF-701
Lineage: Eukaryota; Viridiplantae; Chlorophyta; Pedinophyceae
Source: the annotation of a GenBank genome assembly
AUGAGCGAGGGCGUCGCGAGGAAGCGGCUGAUGGCCGAGCGGAAGAACUGGCGGAAGGACCGGCCCUUUGGUUUCGUAGCGCGCCCGCAGACGAAGCCCGACGGCAGCACCGACAUGAUGAACUGGGACUGCAAGAUCCCCGGCACGCGGGGCACGCCGGGGGAGGGCGGCCUGUACACCCUCACGCUCCAGUUCACCGAGGACUACCCCGGGAAGCCCCCCAUCGCCAAGUUCGACAAGGACUUUUUCCACCCCAACGUGUACCCGUCCGGGAAGGUGUGUCUGUCGAUCCUGAACGAGGAGGCUGGCUGGCGGCCGUCGAUCACCGUGAAGCAGAUCCUCACGGGCAUCCAGGACCUCCUCAACGACCCCAACGACGCAGACCCCGCGCAGGAGCGCGCCUUCUACAUCUACCGGGAGGACCGCAACCGGUACGAGGCGCUCGUCAAGCAGCAGGCGCGCAGGUACCACGACACGUCGUGA